AUGGGUCGUCGUCUAAUUGCCGCAACUAUCCUCACCUUCACCUUGUUCACCAUCGUCAUCCUUCCCUCCGCGGCCAAGGGAGAAGGCAAAGGUAACAGCUUACAUGUCGGGUUUUACGCUUCGAGUUGCCCCAAGGUUGAGGACAUUGUUGCUGAGGUUGUGGCCCGUGUUCAUGAGCAAGAUCCCAAGCUCCCUCCUGCCCUCCUCCGCCUUUUUUUCCAUGAUUGCUUUGUCAAGGGUUGUGAUGCCUCGAUCUUGUUGGACGCGACACCAUCUGGUGAGCCUAUAGAGAAAACAUCACCAGCCAAUGGUGAAACACUCAGAGCCGGCCUACCCCGUCACAAUGUCCCAGCCGAUCGCCGUGAUAGUAGGACUUCACGUGCUUCUGAUGUCAAUGUCAACCUCCCUACAACUGUAACGCCUCUGGGAGACAUUAUAGACAUGUUCGCCAAAAGAGGCUUGACAACAGAAGAUAUGGUUGUCUUGUCCGGUGUACACUCCAUUGGCGAAACACAAUGCACCCAAAUUGAAGACAGAUUAUACAAAUAUAGCAAAGCUCAGCCCCGAGACCCUUCCCUGGACCCAACCUAUGCUGAUGAGCUAGCCGGAAAGUGCCUAGCACCAGACACAUUACCUGCGGAGCAAGCAUUAUUUACAAUGGUGGACUUUGAUCCAACAACACCACUUGACCUCAACAAUCAGUACUAUGUGAACCUGAUGAGAGGGAGAGGCUUGCUUCAAUCGGAUCAAGUACUGAUUACUGAUCCCCAAACCGGAGCAAUUGUGUACAGAAUGGCCGCUAGCUCUGAAACUUGGAGUAAAAAUUUUUUCAAGGCAUGA
Molecule: messenger RNA, 840 nt
Organism: Rosa chinensis
Lineage: Eukaryota; Viridiplantae; Streptophyta; Magnoliopsida; Rosales; Rosaceae
Product: peroxidase 5
Exons: 3
Coding region: 1-840 (279 amino acids)
Biological process (GO): response to oxidative stress; hydrogen peroxide catabolic process
Molecular function (GO): heme binding; peroxidase activity
Source: RefSeq, a predicted model, not a curated record